AUGUCGGAAGUAAUUCCCGAAGAAUACAACACCAACUAUGAGCAAUUCCGUGAUAUCCUCUCCUCUUUCCUGAUCGAGCGAAUCGCCACCCCCUUCACCAAACCCAAGCCCAAACCUAAACGACGCUCCAAAAAGAAGCCCACCAACUCCCCACCCCCAACCUCACCAGACAUCACCGACACCGACCCCUCAGCAGACGACCUAGCCGACUUCACCUCCUACAUCGCGACCGCCACCUUCCUCGCCCUCCCCCCCGACCUCCAAUCCCUAACCUACCACACCUGGAUCGACAACCCCCACUUCGAAAGCACCCUCUACCCGCUCCCCCUCACCGCCGAGCGCACCACCACGCUCCUCCACACGCUCGACCCGUCCAUCCCCGACUCCCUCGCCACCUACGGCAUCACCGCGCCGCCCAGCACGACGCCCUCCAACCUCCCCUCCCCGGCGGAAUUCCUCGCCCCCGUGCUCGGCGCCUACAUCAGCGCCACGACGGUGGCGCCCCCGCCGCCGGCCUCGACCAAGGCCGACGCGGCGGGCUGCGAGAUCUGCGGGCGCGACUGGAUCAACCUGAGCUACCACCACCUGAUCCCGCGCAUGGUGCACGACAAAGCGGUCAAGCGCGGGUGGCACCGCGCCGACCAGCUGCAGAACGUGGCGUGGCUGUGCGGGGCGUGCCAUAGGUUUGUGCAUCGUUUUGCGGGGCAUGAGGUGUUGGCGAGGGAGUAUUAUACGGUGGAGAGGCUGUUGCAGGCGGAGGAGGUGAGAAGGUUUGGGGAGUGGGUUGGGCGGGUGAGGUGGAAGGCGAGGUGA
Chaetomium globosum CBS 148.51 is the source of this 813-nucleotide messenger RNA. RefSeq lists its product as uncharacterized. Lineage: Eukaryota; Fungi; Ascomycota; Sordariomycetes; Sordariales; Chaetomiaceae. Bases 1 to 813 code for a protein of 270 amino acids. The record is from RefSeq and is a predicted model, not a curated record. The transcript has a single exon.